AUGGCACCACCUGGCGUGUUCUUUUCCUUAAGGCUUUCACAAGCGAUAUAUGCUGUUGCUACAUUCGCGCUCUCGAGUAUCGCUGCACAUUCAUACUUUACUUCGUUCGAAAACGUCCCGUGGGAAAUCACACUUGCGUUAUUCUCCUCGUUCCUCUCACUCAUAGCUGUCGGCUACCUAGCCUUUAUAUCCCUUUCACCCUCGAAAGCACUGAGCAAACCCUCCUCCUUUACAGUCUACUGGCUUGUCUCUUUUGUAUCUCUGGCUGCUUUCAUCUGCCUUGCUAAGUUCUUGGCCGGAGCCAAUGAGUGCGAAGGCGCCCUGUGUACGGUGACCAAAAUAGUAACAGCUGUGGUAUUCUUCAGCUAUGCCGUGUGGGUAACUGCCACUACGCUUAUCGGAAUAGAAAUAUCGAAAGACAACGGAAGAGCCGGAGAGGUGGCUCAGGAAAAGCUGACGGCUCUCUCGAAUGACUAG
This is a messenger RNA of Penicillium verrucosum, 477 nucleotides long. RefSeq lists its product as uncharacterized. The record is from RefSeq and is a predicted model, not a curated record. Lineage: Eukaryota; Fungi; Ascomycota; Eurotiomycetes; Eurotiales; Aspergillaceae. Bases 1 to 477 code for a protein of 158 amino acids. The transcript is spliced from 3 exons.